AUGUCAGACACAAACGACGAGGUCGUUCUUUGCUGCGUCCAAGACAGCCCUGUCUCGUUCGACCUGGCCGCUUCGCUCGACAAGCUUACAAAGCUCGCACGCGAGGCAGCGAGCAAAGCUCGGGCAGCCGCAUCUUCCUCUUCGACGCCCAUUGUCGUACUCUUUCCCGAGGCGUUCCUGAGCGCUUACCCUCGAGGACUUGACUUUGGUGCCAAGAUUGGACACCGUACCGCCGAGGGACGAAGCUGGUUCGCGCGAUACCAUGCCUCCUCUGUGCCAGUGUGUGAUACGAACGGCCCAGAGAUGACCGUGAUCAGGAACGCAGCCAUGGAAAAUCGAAUCACGCUCGUGGUUGGUGUGAUUGAACGAUGCGAUCGACCUGAGACAGGUAAGAAGCGACACGAGUACGGAAGCAGUGUUGCUGGUGGAACGGGCAGCAUCUACUGCACUGCCCUGACGAUUUCGGAAACGGGAGAGGUGCUGGCUUCUCACAGGAAGCUCAUGCCAACCGGUACUGAACGAUUGGUGUGGGGACAAGGCGAUGGCGAAGGUGUCCGAAUUGCAACUACUCGAGCUGGAGCGGUUGGCGCCGUCAUCUGCUGGGAGAACUACAUGCCCUUGCUACGAACCGCAAUGUACGAGCGUGGCGUUGAGAUCUACUGUGCGCCUACCGCCGACAGUCGAACGACAUGGACGUCAAGCAUGCAGCACAUAGCAAUGGAGGGCCGCUGCUACGUCAUCUCGUGCAACCAAUUCAACACGCGCUCCGAUUACCCAGAAGACUAUCCGGCGCUCAACGACCUCAAGCCUGAUGACAUCGUGACACGAGGUGGUAGUGUCAUUGUCGGUCCUCUCGGCGAGAUCCUUGCUGGGCCGCUGUUCGACGAGGCUGGUAUUCUAGUGGCCAGGGUCAAAAAGAACGAGCUGGUGGAAGCCAAGAUGGACUUUGACGUUACAGGACACUAUGCACGCAAUGAUGUUCUGCGCUUGCAAUUCAACGACAAAAGCGGCUAG
Mycosarcoma maydis (corn smut) is the source of this 1014-nucleotide messenger RNA. Its product is annotated as putative nitrilase. The record is from RefSeq and is a predicted model, not a curated record. The coding region runs from base 1 to 1014 and encodes 337 amino acids. The transcript is spliced from 2 exons. Gene Ontology annotation, molecular function: catalytic activity. NCBI's taxonomy places the organism in Eukaryota, Fungi, Basidiomycota, Ustilaginomycetes, Ustilaginales.